CCCCUUCCCUCUUUCAACACCAACACCACCUCUGAUCCCAACGUCAAGGCCAAACAGAUCCGGACCGGAUUAUUAACCAAGGCGACGACUGCGACGACGAAGACGAUUCGUUCACCAACACCAACAAAAGCGGUAUUCUCGGCCAAUCUCAACAACAACAUCAACGGGACGCUGCAACAUUGCCAACAAUGGGCGAUAUGAUUAGAGACCUGCCCGCCGCGGCUUCGUCAUCGUCGCCGACAACGCGACGUAACCAGCUCUUCCUCGGCACCUUUGUGCACUCCAAGACGAGGGAGGCGCUCGAAUACCUCCACAACACGGCUGUUUGCGUCGACGCAUCAUCCGGCACCAUUGUCGCUGUCGAGGUGGGAUACGACUUGAGGAGGUCCGAGGCCGAGCUGCUCCCCCGCCUGGGGUGGAAGGUCGGUGAUGUCGAGGUUCGUGUGGGGGAGGAGGGGCAGUUCUUCUUCCCCGGCUUUAUCGACACCCACGUGCACGCUUCGCAAUACCCCAAUGUCGGCAUCUUUGGAAAGUCCACCCUUCUCGACUGGCUCAACACGUAUACCUUCCCGCUCGAGGCCAGCCUCAAGGACCAGAAGAAGGCCAAGCGCGUAUACACAGCCUGCGUGCGCCGCACCCUCGCCCACGGCACUACCACCUCGGCGUACUACGCCACUAUCGAUGUCGACGCCACCAAUCUUCUGGCAGACAUCUGUUUGGCACUAGGCCAACGCGCAUUUAUCGGGCGGGUGUGCAUGGACCGCGAGGGCUUGUGUCCUGAGUACUACAAAGAUGAGUCGCCACAAGAUUCGUUGAGAAAGACGAGGGAGACUGUGGACUACAUACGGACCAUCGACCCGGGUUUCGAAAUCGUCGCGCCCAUUCUGACGCCGAGGUUCGCACCGUCGUGCUCGAGCGAGGCGAUGAGGGGGCUGGCGAGCAUGCAGAAAGAGCUCGACGUCCUCGUGCAGACGCACAUCUCGGAGAACGAGGGCGAGAUCGAGCUCGUCAAGGAGCUCUUCCCCGAGAGCACGAGCUACGCCGACGUCUACGACGCCCACGGCCUGCUGGGGGAGAAGACCGUGCUCGCGCACGCGAUCCACCUGUCUGAGGAGGAGGCGGCCACCAUCGCCGAGAGGGGCGCCAAGGUGUCACACUGCCCGUGCAGCAACAGCAGCAUCACGAGCGGCGCGGCGCGGGUGCGCUGGCUCUGGGACAAGGGCAUCGACGUCGGCCUGGGGACGGACAUGAGCGGCGGGUACAGCCCGAGCAUCCUCGACGCCGCCAGGCAGGCGGCGCUGGUGUCGCGGCACGUGGCCAUGGGGCUGCGCGGUCAGGAGCGGGAGAGGGCCAAGCUGACGGUCGAGGAGGUGUUGUACCUCGCGACCAGGGGCGGCUCCAAAGUCGUCGGGCUGCAGGCCAAGGUCGGCGGGUUCGAGGUCGGCAUGCAGUGGGACGCGCAGCUGAUCGGGUUGCCGCUGGUCGACGAGGACGGCGGGCGCGGCGGGGAGGGGGGCAACGUCGACAUAUUUGGGUGGGAGAGCUGGGAGGACCGGGUCGCCAAGUGGCUCUUCAACGGCGACGACCGGAACACCAAGGCGGUCUGGGUCAAGGGACGGAUGGUGCAUUCGAGGACAUGAGGAUGCCCGAGCAACAUGUAUCGGUGAGAGAGACGCGCUCCGCAAUAGACGGACUUGACGCGAGAGACGGGAUGCAUUAGGCCGGCGUUCAUUGGGACUUUGUUUUGCUGUUACAAUAUGAGGAUAAAUGCGUUGAGUCACUUGUUGUCAGCCAGCAUCUGCCCCUUAGGCUUCUCAUGAACGAUCCUUCACUCAAAUAUCAUAUUGAAUUACGUGUCCAAGGUGCGACAUAUAUGAUCUGUCGCGAUCCCAGUACUACGCCUACGUCUUAUCGGACGAAACAAUACAUGACCUGUUGUCUUUGAAACAACAAUACGUUAGAAACACACAGUUUAUUUCUAAGCCCUUGCACUUUAGCAAAGAGCAGUUUCUGAUGUACGGUACAGCCCGUGACUAGUUCCUUGCAUAGAUCAAAGACCAAUUGAGAACAACCAAUCGUUUUCAAGAUCGAAUGGAAACACUCAUCUUACGACGGGCAUGUGAGCCGUUCAACACGGAGC
Molecule: messenger RNA, 2140 nt
Organism: Colletotrichum navitas
Lineage: Eukaryota; Fungi; Ascomycota; Sordariomycetes; Glomerellales; Glomerellaceae
Product: guanine deaminase
Exons: 3
Coding region: 189-1640 (483 amino acids)
Biological process (GO): guanine catabolic process
Cellular component (GO): cytosol
Molecular function (GO): zinc ion binding; guanine deaminase activity
Source: RefSeq, a predicted model, not a curated record